Messenger RNA from Trichechus manatus latirostris (Florida manatee), 1885 nucleotides. RefSeq names its product G protein-coupled receptor 137 (gene GPR137). The coding region runs from base 402 to 1592 and encodes 396 amino acids. NCBI's taxonomy places the organism in Eukaryota, Metazoa, Chordata, Mammalia, Sirenia, Trichechidae. Gene Ontology annotation, cellular component: lysosomal membrane. The transcript has 7 exons. Gene Ontology annotation, biological process: negative regulation of osteoclast differentiation; regulation of autophagy; negative regulation of bone resorption. The record is from RefSeq and is a predicted model, not a curated record.
AGGGGCCGCUGCCCUCAGCGGACGCGCGUCGCCGGCUCUCCCCCUCCUGCUGACACCGGCACGAGCGACCAAGGCCAGGGACCCCUCUCCUUCAGCCUCUGCGCCCACCCAGCUGGCUCUGAGGGCGGCCCAGGGAAGAGACCCCCGUCCACCCUGGAGAGGAGAGACUGUCCUUCCACGCCCCUGAGUGAGGGGGCCAGGGCCCAAGCUGCCUGUGCCCCGCAAAGACGAGGAUCCCUCUGGUGAGGGGAAGGACCUGGCCAGCCACAACGUCUUGCCCCCUGAGCUCCCACGUCUCUGUCUCAGCACCCGCAGUCCCCUCCCCUCCGUAUUUAUUCCCCUGGACUCCGGCCAGCUCCUCCAUCUCUGUCUCCUCCGGGAUUCAGGCCUCCCUCCCUGACAUGGAGAGUAACCUGUCUGGCCUGGUGCCUGCUGCUGGGCUGGUGCCCGCGCUGCCGCCCGCCGUGACCCUGGGGCUGACCGCCGCCUACACCACCCUGUAUGCCCUGCUCUUCUUCUCCGUCUAUGCCCAGCUCUGGCUGGUGCUCCUGUACGGGCACAAGCGGCUCAGCUACCAGACGGUGUUCCUGGCACUGUGUUUGCUCUGGGCUGCGCUGCGUACCACCCUCUUCUCCUUCUACUUCCGAGACACCCCCAGAGCCAACCGCCUGGGGCCCUUGCCCUUUUGGCUUCUCUACUGCUGCCCUGUCUGCCUGCAGUUCUUCACGCUGACGCUAAUGAACCUCUACUUUGCCCAGGUGGUGUUCAAGGCCAAGGCGAAGCGUCGGCCUGAGAUGAGUCGAGGCUUGCUGGCUGUCCGAGGGGCCUUUGUGGGGGCCUCGCUGCUCUUCCUGCUGGUGAACGUGCUGUGUGCUGUGUUGUCCCGCCGGCGCCGGGCACAGCCCUGGGCCCUACUCCUGGUGCGCAUCCUGGUGAGCGACUCCCUUUUUGUCAUCUGUGCACUCUCUCUGGCCGCCUGCCUCUGCCUCGUUGCCCGGCGAGCCCCCUCCACCAGCAUCUACUUGGAGGCCAAGGGGACCAGCGUGUGCCAGGCGGCUGCAAUGGGUGGCGCCAUGGUCCUGCUGUAUGCCAGCCGGGCCUGUUACAACCUGGCGGCCCUGGCCUUGGCCCCCCGGGGCCGGCUGGAUGCCUUCGAUUAUGACUGGUACAACGUCUCUGACCAGGCGGACCUGGUGAAUGACCUGGGGAACAAAGGCUACCUGGUAUUUGGCCUCAUUCUCUUUGUGUGGGAGCUGCUGCCCACCACCCUGCUGGUGGGCUUCUUCCGGGUGCACCGGCCCCCACAGGACCUGAGCACCAGCCGCAUCCUCAACGGGCAGGUCUUUGGCUCCCGAUCCUACUUCUUCGACCGGGCCGGGCACUGUGAGGAUGAGGGCUGCUCCUGGGAGCACAGCCGGGGUGAGAGUACCAGCAUGUCAGGCAGCCUUGGCUCCGGCAGCUGGUACGGCGCCAUCGGGCGGGAGCCGAGCUGGUGUGGGGGCAGCCAGACGCGGACCACUCCUCUGCUCUUCUCCCAGGUGCCGGGACCCGGCGGCCACCACCACAGCCUCUACUCCACCCCACAGACGUGAUCCCCCACCCCCCUAGGAUGCCCAGACCCCAGGCCCGCUCACCCCAGGCCCCUGAGCCAAGUUCAUCUGCUGCUUCUUGCCCAGGAUCUGAGGGGCUGUAGCCGCCUCCCCGCCCUAGCUAUCUCCUUGGCUGCUCCUGUUGUUGUGAGCUUGUACUGCUCCCCUAGGGUGGGGGACAUGGCCCUGGCUGCCAGAUGCCCACAGUACGCUGGCAUGACCUGCCACCUCUGCUUCUACACCGGAGCCAGCUACCUCUCCUGCACCUGCCACUCAAUAAACAGUGUCUGUGCCCC